UUUUAAAACUAAGGUCCAAACCCAGUUUAACCCAAUCCCUAUUUGCAUUUGGUGCCCUAAAUCAAAACUCCAAAAAUCUGAUUGAUUCACUUCUCUCACUCUCACCGGCGCAGCAACCGUCGGCGACCGCCAGGAAGCGGCGCAGGAGCUGCUUUGUCUGCCAUUUUCAAGAGCUCUUAUUGAUUAUAUUCCAUCAUUAUGGAUGCUCCGAAUGAACUGAGCUACAAACCACCCCCAGAGUUUGAGGAGGUCAAAAGGGAUUCACUUAUCAAUCUGAACAUUACAGACUCAACUGAGCUCUGGCUUAUACAGUGGCCCUUUAAUCAACAUCCAGGUCUUGAUGGACAAGAAGUUUCGUUGAAGCUCCAUCAUGAUGGGUGUAUGGGCAGCUUUGAGGAUUCAUCUGGUAAAUCAUAUGAAGUGGUUAGUUGUAGAGCGCAGGACCCAGAUGCGGUGGUCUUUCUAUCUUCUGAUUCUGAGCCAAAAAUUGCUGGCAAAAUUUCACGGCGUGUUUCCCUUAUCCAUUACCCAGAACCAAGUGAACUUAAACAGAACAGCAUAAACUUGAAGCAGAUGAUGGCUCAGAGGUCGUCUGCUACUACAUUGACCAAUUCGUCUCGUCGCUUUGCAACUCCUACUCAAAGUACUAGGACACGGAGUAUUAUGCGAUCAGGGAGUUCAUCCAAAUCUACCAAGAGAAAACACGGUGAUGGCGGCCCUAAAAAAUCCAAUUGCCAAUCUGUGCAAGAUUCAGGCAAAAGUGGUCAUAGUGCAUUGACCUCUUCAGGGUCCUUUGAUCAAUCUCAAGAUCAAAAAUCAAAGAAGAAAAGGAAAAUUGUUGGUUGAAGUGUUGUGAAUCGAAUUCUUUUUGGUUAAAGAAUCUCUUUUUAGCUGCCCUAGUACAAUUGAGCGCUUUAACCAUUCAGCCAUGAACUCGAGCACUUUCUUAUUCAUAAAGAUUAUAAGCUUGAUCAGAUCGAUUCUUCUUCUGCGACAUUGAUUUCUCUCUUAUGUUAGUUGUAGAACAAAUGUUAUGAGGUUUUUGCGCCAUAGCUUGGGUGCCUUGUUAUGAUUUUAUGUAUACGUUUUGACCUGCUGGAGAUUAAUCUCCCAGUGGAAUAUCCAUAGAGACAAAGUUUUGUUGAUACUCAAAGUAUCAAAUGUUAUUUAUCUUUGUUUUAAA
Solanum dulcamara is the source of this 1183-nucleotide messenger RNA. Its product is annotated as mediator-associated protein 2. Lineage: Eukaryota; Viridiplantae; Streptophyta; Magnoliopsida; Solanales; Solanaceae. The transcript is spliced from 5 exons. The coding region runs from base 199 to 846 and encodes 215 amino acids. The record is from RefSeq and is a predicted model, not a curated record.